Molecule: messenger RNA, 4626 nt
Organism: Galleria mellonella (greater wax moth)
Lineage: Eukaryota; Metazoa; Arthropoda; Insecta; Lepidoptera; Pyralidae
Product: facilitated trehalose transporter Tret1-like
Exons: 9
Coding region: 149-1546 (465 amino acids)
Biological process (GO): transmembrane transport
Cellular component (GO): membrane
Molecular function (GO): transmembrane transporter activity
Source: RefSeq, a predicted model, not a curated record
GGUAGUGGAUGUGGCGGUAGUCAGUAUCAACUGUGAUCCUCGUUCGGUGCCACCUGCAUCAGUGACGUGCUGCGGAAUAAAACUUUUAGCGUACGCUCGCGCAUUUUCGUGCAUUUACGAUUUUUCUGAUCGGAAUAAUUUUAUAGUGAUGUAUAAAAUAUCAGUGGCUUUUCUUAAACAGUUAUGGCUGACUUUGGGAGCAUCAUUGGCUUUUCUAAUAAUUGGAUUGGUGAGAGGCUACUCAGCUUCAGCCAUCCCUUCCAUAGAGCAUCUAAAUCCCCACCUCAUACAGUCUAAUGAACAAAAAUCAUGGAUUGGUGCUAUUCCACCGCUGGGUGCCUUCACAGGUAGUCUUAUAUCUGGAGAGUUGAUGCAGCGUGCUGGCCGACGGAGAACUUUGCAAAUUGCUGCGCCUCUUUGGCUGGCAGCGUGGCUCAUUUUAGGCUUUGCUAAUCAAUUCCCAUUAAUCCUUCUGGGUCGUAUUAUGUCGGGAUUAUGUGUUGGAUUCGUCUUAGCACCGGCACAAGUUUAUGUGAGUGAAUGCUGCGACCCAGAGAUCCGUGGUCGGCUCGGCUCCCUACCUACUCUCUCAAUGUCAUUUGGCAUCCUCUUGUCGUACAUAGCUGGUAAUUGGCUUCAGUGGCGAUACCUCGCUUUUUUCUCUGCUGUUUUCUGUGUGAUACUCUUCAUCCUAUUACUGCCGCUGCCAGAAUCCCCAGUUUGGUUAGACACACAAAGAUGUGAUUCGGUAGAAGCAGUUAAGUGGUUGCAUCUCUCACCGCGAGCUACUGUCAUUGUUAAGGAUGAACCUGAAGAGAAAAUCGAGUCGCCGACGCCACCAAAAUUAUUCACCCGUAAAGUAUUCUUUUCGUCGGCUGUACUGAAGCCUUUGAUUGUUGGAUUCGCCUUACUGAUCUUCCAGCAGUUCAGCGGUAUAGACGCUGUCAUAUUCUUCACAGUAGAAAUAUUCCAGAAUGCAGGAAGCACAUUAGAUGCAAUGACAGCCACAAUCAUUAUCGGCUUAGUGCAACUACUGAGCAAUGGAGUGAGUGUAUCGCUGGUGGACCGCGCUGGGAGGCGGCCCCUGCUGCUGGUCUCCGCUGCGGUCAUGUCUGUCGCUAUGGCAGCUAUGGGAUCAUCUUUCUACUUCGAAUUCGAAAAAGAAACGUGGCUUGGGUACCUACCUAUAGCGAGUUUAGUGGUGUUCAUGAUGGGUUUCUCCAUUGGUUUUGGUGGUCUUCCAUUCCUGCUGCUAGGCGAACUGUUCCCCACGCAUUACCGCUCCCAGCUGUCGGCUAUGGCCAGUGCCGUUAACUUGAUCUCCAUGUUCAGCGUGAUCAAGACGUAUCAUACUCUUGACAGCUUGCUUACGUCUGCUGGAACAUUCUGGAUGUACUCCUGUUUCUGUGCUUUGGCCUUCGUAUUUGUUUUUAUAAUGGUGCCCGAGACUAAGGGAAAGUCACUGGCUGAAAUCGAGGAGCAUUUCCGUGGAAAAAAGAAAAAUAAAGACGUAGUCAAUUUACAGAGGAUCUCUACGGUAUCUUGAAUAGGUUUUUAGAUAAAUCAAUAAGCGACUCGGAUAAAUAAUAGCUUUAAUUACACAACUUUUCAUCCGUGGCUAUCAUAUAGUUGAUUAUAAUGCCAACUUCGAAUUGGUAAUAAGGUUAUAUUGACAUAACACUUAUUAGUUAGUAAGUAUAAUGAGUUCUGUGAUUUGUUAUGAAUAUUUAUAAAAAUAGAAUUCAUAAAAAAAUACGACGAUAUUGGGUAUUGUUUAAUUUAUUUAUUUCUCUCACAACAAUUUUAUUAAAUCAUAAUUAAAUACGUUACAAUUAUAUUAAAAAAUAAUAAUAAACUCUUACAAUUAUAUUAAAAAACUAAUUAAUCAGUACAAUUACAUAUUCCAUCUGCAAAGUACAUAUUACAAAUGACUUUGUUUUACAUAUACGAGUAUAAAUAAAUACAUAAAAUAUAUACAUAUUUGUGUCAUUAGUUGAUUGUUACCAUUAUGAUGAAAAUAACACUUCAGUAAAUAUAUUCGAAUCCAAUAUACCCUCUAAUAUGAUACCUAAUAUGCUAAAGAUAGUGAAUUUGUCGCCUGUUAUUAAAUGAGAUAAGUUUACUAGACUAUUACACAGAUUUUCCUUACCAGGCACUUAGAACAAGUUAAUUUGACGAUUUGACUUAAUGUAUGUUUUGAGGACUAAAUUCGAAUUCUAGAUUCCUUGGCUGUUGGGUUUCAUAACUUUAUGGACUUUUCAGUAUCUUUAAUUUAUAUUUUGAUGUAUUUAUUUUACAAUGUUGUUGUAUUAUACCGAAACAGACAUAAACAGUGCCAUUAGUAUUAUAUAUACAUAAUGAUUAAAUAUCACAUAUUAUAUACAUAAGUAAGUAAAUAAAAUAUCCCAAUUCAAGUUUACAACAAAUUGUAAGGUACGUUCUAAUAAAUAAAUUAAUAAAUGCAUUUGUUUUCCUCUCUAAAGUCUGUUUGAAAAUAUUGCAAACAAAUCUAAAUCACAGAUUUAAAGUUAUAAUUUAAAUCUUCACGGGUAAUAAACUAAUAGAAAAUAAUCUUAACAUUAAGUACAGUGUAAUAGGUUGUGAAGAGAUACUUUUAAUUCCGAUGUGUUCUCGUGGAUUGUUUAACAUGAAAAGUUAUUUAUUUAAAGUAUUAAAUUUAGUCUUACAGAAGUUUACCUCUGACAAAUUAGAGUUGUUAACAAUUCGCUUAUUAUACUAGAUUAUAUUAUGAGAAUAAAGAAUAUUGAGAUAUUUAUUCUUAUAGUUAUACUAUAGCUUAGAGCAUCGUUUUUGAACCGGGGGGUCGCAACCAUUAGGGUGGCGCGUUUCUUAUUAAAGGGGGUCACAGUCUGUUGAGAAAUAAUAAGAACUCAUAGCUAAAACCAUUUAUUAGUAGUUGUUGAUGGACGAUUUUUGUUGGACAUCACUUGUUGUCACCUAUUGUGUAACAAGCGUGUAGUGGCGUGACAGUAGUGUAUACUGGGAAAAGACUUUGUUUUCAUUAAUCCAAUUGAUUAAUAAUUAAGAAAAUUAUCAAUCAAAAUAUUAUUAUAUAAUAGUGAGGAGGUCGCAAGACUUUUUACUUAACCUUUCGACUUUUUCGUGGGUCGAGACAUAAAAAUUGUUGAAAAACAAUGGCUAAGAGUGAUUUAGACAACUAUUUCCUAAGUUCCUUAUAUUGCGGUUAUACUAUCAAUCAAUUAAAAUAGUCAAUGCCAGAUACAAUUAUAUGUCAAAUUUCAUGACGAUUGGUUGCGAUUGUAAAGCGCUGUGAGAUAAGUAACAAACAAAUUAUAUGUAAUGUAAUUACUACCUGUUGCCCGCGACUUUGCAUGCGCGACGUUGUGCUUUCUUUCUAAGCGGAUACUUACACUAAAUAUAUCUAUGUUACAAAUGUCAGUUUUCUAGACAUAGUGGCUGUGUGUUGAUAGUCAGUCAGGACAAACUUUCAAAUAUAAAUUACUAAGGAUCGUUAACUAUACCUUGACAGCGGGAACAUCUGCUAAAUUUAAUGUUGCCUUCUUAUAUAGAAAGUAAAAUCUCGAUUCAAGAAAUAUGUUUGUAAUUUAGGUAUUUAGAAUUAAGAUAGUUAUCAAAGGUUGUCGGAAAAAAUUUGUUUUAAUGAUAACAUCGCUUUUUAUUAUUGUAAUAUGUAUAUGUAUUAUUUUUUAACUGGUUCAAACGAAAAAAGAACUAAGUAAAACAUUUUACCGAGUCAGAUGGUCAGCACGAUGAUUAAUAGAAUGAAUGAAUGAAUUAAGUUUCAUUCAUUCAUUAAUAGUAGGUUAAUAUAUUCCAUUAAGAGGUGAUAACUUAAAAAAAAACUUGUUUGUAAAUACUAGAUUAACUUGUCUUAUCAACCUAUAAUAUAAUGUGGCAUUCUUCCCACAAAAAAGGAAUAUUACCUACAACUUUUAUAACUAUAUAUACUUUUAUACCUAUACCUACAUAAGUACCUAAGUUACAAAAUGAGGCAUAUAAUAGUCCACAUUUUACAUAUACAUAGUACUUGUUUUUUAAAAUAACAUUAAUUGUAAAUACUACCACUGAUAUUGCUUUGUAUUGUUAAAUUUGUACGUUUUAACAGUAUAUAAUUAAAACAAUGCAUUUAAUUUUAUGUGUAUUAUUGAGACAGAGCUGUUUUGAAAACACGAAAUCUCGUUGUACCUUUUCAUUUCAUAAUAAAUUUCGAAGAACCCAUAAUUCCACGUUUUCGCAAGAAUUAUCAUAAUGUAUUUGUUUUUGUAGUACUAGCUAUAUAUCACAGCUUCACUCGCGUGAAAUAAAAUUUAUUUAUGUACAUAAUUUUAGUCAAAACUCACGAACUUCCUAUAAGAAUUGGGAUAAAAGUUUCAUGUGUGUUAAUCCGUGAUAUAGUUAACUUCUGUAUCAAAUUUCGUUCAAAUUCAUUCAGUUAUUUCAGAGUUAUCAAGUGUUAAAUAACCAAAUACCUUCAAGAAUUUUUCAUAUUUAUAUUAUGUAUAUAGGUAUCCUAGUGAAUAUAUUCAUAACAUUAUAAACAACCUUUUUUUUAUGACAUUAGUAGAUAUGUAUUCAUUAAAUGUAUUCUAAUCAAUCAAUGAGACUUUUCAUCAUCACCAUCAU